This is a messenger RNA of Paramecium sonneborni, 1913 nucleotides long. The record is from the annotation of a GenBank genome assembly. NCBI's taxonomy places the organism in Eukaryota, Ciliophora, Oligohymenophorea, Peniculida, Parameciidae.
AUGAAUUAUUUAUCACUUUCCUUUUCAGAUAAAUAAAUAGAAAGUCGAUAUUAAAAUCGAAAGAAAGAACUGUCAUAGUAGUUAUUAAAACUUUAGUAAGGAUUAGUUAUAUUGAUACUUCUGUAUGUGAUGAUAUCAAGUGCAUAUAAAUAAAGUUGGAUUUCACUUUGUAUUUGUGGAAUAGGUUUGAUACUACUUAUAAUCAGUGUGAAACUAAAUAUUGAUGGAUAGGAGCAAUGUUAUCUCAAUAACACUAUUAUAAUCUUUAUGACAAUAUUUAAUUAUUAUAAAUCAUUACAAAAAAUAUUGAGUGUAACAUUUUAAUAAAUAAGUUACAUAGAUGGAUAUAUGUUAGCAUUGGCAACAACAUCAUGUAUUUUCCAUAUUAUUAUAGAGUGCUGAAUUAGGCAACUUUUAUGUAAAAAUGUUUCAUCCAUAUUUCGAUUUACAUUUUAUUACAAAUCUUUUAGCCAAAUUUAAAAGAAGAAAUAUGGGAAUAAAUGAUUAUAUUUUUGGUUUAUUUAACACUUCAUCUCAUUUAUCUUUAUAAAACUGAAUAAAUAUCUAGAUAAGAAUAUAUGUAAUUGAUAAAACAUUAAAAUGCCGAGAAAUAAUUGAUAAAUUAAAGUGGAAUAACCUUAUAUAUAGUUAGUUAUAAAAGAGAAAAAAAUUAAAUGUUUCUAAGCAAAUAUAAUGAUUAAGACAAUGUCACAAUUAAGUAAUAGUCUUAAUUUAUUUCUUAAAUAAGAAAUAUGAAAGUUCUUAUAAAGGAUUAAGAAUCUCAAACACAUUUUAAAUCUUAAGGAGAGAUAUAUUAAGAUGCUAAGAUGAGUUUGGAGAAGUUUUUGUUCUAUUUUCUUAUUAAUCCUGAAAAGCUUAAGGAUUAUAUGAAUAGAUUCUAAAUUGAUUCUUUGAUUAAAUUGUAAGGAGUAUAAAACUAAGAAAAUUAUAAUAUAUCAAUAUUCAAGUAUUUUGGAGAAGUGCCAAGUGCCAUUAUUUUAAUAUCUUAAAAUAAAAAGGAUGUUUUUAUUGAAGAACUUAAAUUGAGAUAUAAAAUAUUUCAAUAAGCUUUGGAAACAAUUAAUGAAAUAUUUCAAUCCUAAGUUAAAAUGAGUUUGAUCUACUUCAAAGGCUUAGACAAAUAUCAAAAAGUUAAAUAUAAUAAAAUAGAUUUACGAAUGUAUAAGAAGGUACAAAGUAAAAUCUCAAAGGCAUAUAAUGAUUUUUAGAAUAUAAAAGAUUUUUUUAAUCUUAAUUCUUCUUUCUAAAGAUCUAUUAUUCAAAAAUUUAAUUUCAUUCAAUUCUUAGAAGAAAUUUUGAGUGAAAUAAAGUCUUAUUUUUAUUAGAGUAAGAAGUUCAAUUAUUCUAUAAUCAAUAAACUUAGAAAGGAUAUUGUUUUUUAGGAUUAAAAACAACUGAAAUAAUUAUUUCUCAAUCUUCUAUAUUAUUUAACUGAAUACAGUUAAGAAAUUGAAAUUAUAUUGGAACAAGCAGAAGUAAAUUCUAUAAAGAAAUAAUAUUUUCGCAUUAAAAUUUAAUUUCAAGGAUCAAGUUUCAGCAAAGAUGCAAUAAAAGGACUUCCAUUCAUAAAUCCAAUUACUCUAUCUGAAUUGAGACAUAAUGCUGAAUAAGUAUAUUAGCUAAAUCUACCAAUGGCAAUUCUUAUUGUGAGAAAAUUAGGACCAACAAAUUAAAUUUAUAUAAAAUAAAAUACGAAUGGUUACAGCAGCAUUGAAUUUUUCAUUUUCAGAGAACUUUCAGAAGAUUUCCAUCUCAUGCCUAUAUAAUCUCAACAUCCUAGUAAUUAUCUUUUAUUGAAUGCAAAAUCAUCAAUACAUUCCAAACAUGCAGCUUAUUUCGAUUUGCUUUCUUUGAGCCCAAGAAUUUAAUUGGAUAAUUUUAGUGAAUUAUGA